AUGCCAUCGCCGCGAGCGUGGACUUAUGCCAAGAUGGCCGCUGCAUCGGCCGUCAUGAUCAUUGGCGGUCCAGCGCUGGUCCUCUACGUCAUGCCCUCCGAAGAAGAGCUUUUUAAUAGAUACAGCCCCGAGCUCCAGAAGAAAGUCCUAGAGGAGCGACCUCGCCGUCAACGUGAAAUGCAAGAGUUCUUCGACCAGCUAAAGGAAUACUCGAAAAGUGACAAGCCUAUCUGGGUUCUGCAAGAGGAGGAUGCGAAGAGACGGCGGAAGGAAGCCGUUCGAGCAGAACUUCAAAGGCAGCGAGAAGAGGCAGCGAGGAGGGCGAGCAUGCUAUCAGAACAGCUGGAAGGGCAGAUUCCGUCAACCGGGCUUUGA
Messenger RNA from Orbilia oligospora ATCC 24927, 375 nucleotides. RefSeq lists its product as uncharacterized. Gene Ontology annotation, cellular component: mitochondrial membrane. The record is from RefSeq and is a predicted model, not a curated record. Gene Ontology annotation, biological process: mitochondrial respiratory chain complex III assembly. The transcript is spliced from 3 exons. The coding region runs from base 1 to 375 and encodes 124 amino acids. Lineage: Eukaryota; Fungi; Ascomycota; Orbiliomycetes; Orbiliales; Orbiliaceae.